Messenger RNA from Thamnophis elegans (Western terrestrial garter snake), 1267 nucleotides. It is a transcript of the gene PRDX3, whose product is annotated as peroxiredoxin 3. Gene Ontology annotation, molecular function: thioredoxin peroxidase activity. Gene Ontology annotation, cellular component: mitochondrion; cytosol. The record is from RefSeq and is a predicted model, not a curated record. Lineage: Eukaryota; Metazoa; Chordata; Lepidosauria; Squamata; Natricidae. Gene Ontology annotation, biological process: cellular response to stress; response to oxidative stress; cell redox homeostasis. The transcript is spliced from 7 exons. Bases 16 to 885 code for a protein of 289 amino acids.
CCCGCCCCUGGGGUUAUGGGGGUUUCGCGGCUCCUCCCCGGUACCUCCAGCAGCCAAAGCGGGAGCGCGAUCCGCCCCCUUCGUUUGCUCUUCAAGCUGAAAAUGGCAGCCGCGGCGGGGGUGCUCCGAAGGUUACUGAAACCCUCCGGUAAUUGGACCGGUGCCACCUUAUGGAGAGCAAGCGCGAUGGCCGGAAGGUGUUUAGCAGCAGCAGCGGCGGCGAGUGGGCGGAAGUGCACGGCCGACGCGAAGCCCUGGCUGCCUCGGCUCCAUUUCAGUACUAGUACCGCGAGGUUUGUUCCUGCUGUCACCCAGCGUGCUCCAUUUUUUAAGGGGACAGCUGUGGUGGAUGGAGAUUUCAGGGAGCUCAGUUUAGAUGACUUUAAAGGAAAAUACCUGGUUCUUUUCUUCUACCCCUUGGAUUUCACUUUUGUAUGUCCAACAGAAAUUAUAGCUUUUAGUGAUAAAGCAAAUGAAUUCCACGAUGUGAAUUGUGAAGUUGUUGCUGUAUCAGUGGACUCUCACUUCUGUCAUCUGGCCUGGAUAAAUACACCAAGAAAGACUGGUGGUUUAGGCCACAUGAAUAUCCCACUUCUAUCAGAUUUAACAAAACAGAUUUCCCGAGACUAUGGGGUUCUGCUAGAAAGCUCUGGGCUGGCAUUAAGGGGCCUUUUUAUCAUGGAUCCUAAUGGUAUCAUCAAGCAUUUAAGUGUCAAUGAUCUCCCAGUGGGUCGCAGUGUAGAAGAAACACUUCGGUUGGUGAAAGCAUUCCAGUAUGUGGAAACACAUGGAGAAGUCUGCCCUGCAAACUGGAUUCCAGACUCCCCCACGAUUAAGCCCAACCCAGAAGAUUCAAAAGAAUAUUUUUUAAAAGUAAAUAAAUAGAAUGAUGACCACUACGGGAUUAAUGAUUGAAUCUAUGUCUUGAAGCCAGAAUCAAGCACCCUGAGAGACUAGACAUGAUUACAAUAAAAGCUGCAGAAUAUUUUCUACCUGCCAUGAUGAAUGUCUAAAUGUUCACAGGACUUUGGCCUUCUUCCAUAAUCCCAAAUUAGUUUAAAUAGCACAUAUAUCCUACACAAAAUACUAGAAAAUAAUUCUCAUUUGAAUAACAAGAUCUGCAUUUUAUAUUUAGUGUGGAAAAAUAGUGAUGUUCUUCAGUUUAUUUUAGUUUGUAGUAUAUUCAGGUUUCCUAUCUUCAUAAACUUAAUAAAAUUGUAACCCAAUUCACACAUAUUCAGUAAAUUAGUUGCAUUCAUAACAUGAA